UUUAUUAGAACUACUGUGUAUUGAAAAAAAAAACAACAACAAUGAUAGUGAAUUGUUAAAGUUUGUUGUGUUUUUAUUGUUUUUUAAAAUGUAAGCGUUAGAAGGAAAAUGUGGUUAUUGGAAGGAAAAUCGUUUGGCGUUAAGUUAACCUAAACAGAGUUGGGUGAAUUGUUGGAUUGGAUGUGUGUUAAAAUAACCUAAAUCGCGAUUGUUUUUGUUGAUCGGGGUAAACGAACGUUUGUAAACAAAUCAUAUAGUGUGAAUGUUAUAAAUAAACUGUGUUUUUGUUGUUUUUUUCUGGUUCGUGUGGUUUUUUUUUUGGAGGGUUGUUUUGGGAGAAGUUAGUGGAUGGAGGAUGAUGUCUUUCAUGACUCGGAGGAUCUUGGAGCACCGAGUAGACAAUGGAAACACAAGAUAGGAGAAGCCUGCUCUUGGGUCAUUUGGUGUUCGGAAGUUGUUCUUGGUUGUAGCUGAAAAUGCGAACGGGAUCCGCUAUAAAUGGGGCCAACGUCACCGAGGAUAUCCCGUGGCUUUACGACAUCAACUUGGACGACACCAAUUGGAUAAUUACCAGCUCAUUUAUGAUUUUCACCAUGCAAACCGGUUUCGGAAUGCUGGAAUCUGGAUGUGUCUCUAUUAAAAAUGAAGUUAAUAUCAUGAUGAAGAAUGUUGUGGACAUAGUUCUCGGAGGAUUGACGUAUUGGAUGUUCGGAUACGCUUUUUCGUUUGGAAGGAGCAGCUAUGAUAACCCUUUCAUCUCAACGGGCGAUUUUCUGAUCGACCCUGAUAUUGACGAUCCUAUGAAGGGCGCAAUUUACGCUGCCUUUAUUUUCCAAUUAUCUUUCGCGACUACAGCUACCACAAUCGUCAGUGGAGCAAUGGCAGAACGAUGCAAUUUUAAGGCGUACUGCAUAUUCAGCUUUUGGAAUACGUUGAUUUAUUGCAUACCGGCUGGUUGGGUUUGGGGUCAUCAUGGAUUUCUGAAGCAAUUGGGGGCAGUAGACAUCGCCGGCUCCGGACCCGUUCAUUUGAUCGGCGGCAGCGCGGCUACAGCUGCAGCCAUAAUGCUUGGACCUAGGCUAGGCAGAUACGACAACGGUAUAGCUCCUCUGCCACUAGGUAGUCCGGUAAAUGCUGUGAUGGGUUUGUUCGUCUUAUGGUGGGGCUGGCUGGCUUUCAAUUCCGGAAGCACAUAUGGACUCAGCGGAGAGAAAUGGCAGUACGCCGCUAGAGCCGCUGUCAUGACGAUGAUUUCUUCCUUUGGUGGAGGAGCCUUCAGUAUUUUAUAUUCUUUGAUACUGAAAAACGGUAGAAUCGAAGUUCUAUCAAUUAUUAAUGGGAUAUUGGGUUCCUUGGUUUCUAUAACUGCAGGCUGUUUCUUAUAUAGGGCCUGGGAAUCGCUUCUUAUUGGCGUUAUUGGUUCCUUUUUGGCUUGUAUUACAAUGCCGAUGUUUGAUAAGCUAGGUAUUGAUGAUCCGGUGGGUGCAAGCUCCGUUCAUGGUAUAUGCGGUAUUUGGGGUGUUCUUGCCGUUGGAAUAUUUGCGGAUAAUCCGAUACCAUUAAAUACGACAAAUGGGUUAAAAGGCUUGAUUCAUGGUGGAGGUUUCUAUUUACUAGGAAUACAAGCGUUGACCUGUUUGUGUCUAGUCACUUGGGGUAUGUGCUCUUGCAUGUUCCUACUGUUCGUCAUCAACAAGAUGGUUGUCAUUAGAAUGGAGGUGCAUCAUGAGCUGCUGGGUGCAGAUUUAACCGAACAUCACAUCAAGCACGGACAGGUCGGGGUAUCGAGGGCCUUGUCCGCCCUCCGCCCUGUAUUAGACACAUCCAGCGUAGAGAACAUCAUAGCUGUUGGUUUAAAUCCGGGUCACGACAUAAACCUGAAGAGCCUCAAAAAUAUGACCAACAAGAAGAAAUACAAACUAUCGAAAAUGUUACGGGAUAUCACCAAGAAUCGCAAUUUCGGUAUCAACGUGGCACGCCAGCUGUUCCCGAACAAGAAAAUCGAGAAGAAACGAAGUCUAACAGUAAAGCGCAACAACCUGAUUACACCGAUCUCGUCGGACGCGAAAUUCCCGCCUCCGAUUCCUUGGUUGGAUUAGGAACGACCAGAACA
Messenger RNA from Nicrophorus vespilloides, 2113 nucleotides. RefSeq names its product putative ammonium transporter 2. The record is from RefSeq and is a predicted model, not a curated record. NCBI's taxonomy places the organism in Eukaryota, Metazoa, Arthropoda, Insecta, Coleoptera, Silphidae. Gene Ontology annotation, biological process: ammonium homeostasis; ammonium transmembrane transport. Bases 477 to 2099 code for a protein of 540 amino acids. The transcript is spliced from 12 exons. Gene Ontology annotation, molecular function: ammonium channel activity. Gene Ontology annotation, cellular component: membrane.